This is a messenger RNA of Arctia plantaginis, 2511 nucleotides long. The record is from the annotation of a GenBank genome assembly. NCBI's taxonomy places the organism in Eukaryota, Metazoa, Arthropoda, Insecta, Lepidoptera, Erebidae.
AUGGAAGUGUUUAACAAGUUCUAUUCGUCGGUUAGUAAUACAGUGUCGCAGUUGUCAGGCGUACUCCCCGGCAACCCUGUAACGAGAGAGUUCGAAGCUACUCAAUUUAUAGCAAGCGCUGGUCCAGGUUUACUGUGGAAAGUGUACAAAGGUUACAAAAAAUCGACUAAGCAAGAAGCUUCCAUAUUCGUGUUUGAGAAGAAACAACUUGACAGAUGGACAAAAGGCGAUCGAGAUAUUAUGUUAGAGACUUUAAAACGUGGUAUAGUCCAACUGACAAAACUACGGCACCCUCAAAUUCUUACCGUACAACACAGUCUCGAAGAAAGUAGAGAAAGUCUUGCUUUCGCCACAGAACCUAUAUUUGCAAGUCUUGCUAACAUCCUUGGUAAUACAGAAAACAUGCCAGUUCCAAUACCAUCUCAUUUGGCAAACUAUAAACUCUAUGAGCUCGAAAUUAAAUACGGUCUGAUGCAAAUUGCCGAAGGCCUAACAUUUCUCCACAAUGACGUCAAACUCCUUCAUCGCAAUAUUUGUCCUGAGUCUAUUAUAGUAAACCAGCAAGGAGCUUGGAAGAUAUUUGGCUUCGAUUUUUGCGUUGCUAAUCAAAGUGCAUCAGGAUCUGCCCCGUUCUGGCCUUUCAACGAAUACUGUCAAGCAAUGCAUCCGUUGACCCAGCCACUUCUGGAUUAUUUAGCACCAGAAAACGUUCUUUCCGCCACACAUUCACCUAGCAGUGAUAUAUAUUCUUUAGGUAUGGUGAUAUACGCGUUGCACAGUACGGGGCAUCAGACAUUAGGUAGCGUGGGAACGGACUAUACUAAGUUUAAGCGAUUUGUGAACGAGAUCAGACAAUUGCAACCGUCUAGACUGUCUUGUGUGGCGGAUGGCUUAAGGGAAUACGUUAAACUAAUGUUGAAUGUUACUCCAGAAUUGAGGCCGGAUCCUCAUCAGUUUCUGAAGAUAUCAUACUUUGAAGACGUCGGCGUAAAAACUCUCAACUACUUAGAUUCCUUAUUCCAAUGGGACAACCUCCAGAAAUCACAAUUCUAUAAGGGAUUACCGCAGAUUAUACAGAAAAUGCCUCACCGCAUAUGUAUUUACAGAAUCCUGCCAUGUCUCACGAGAGAAUUUGUGAACCCACCUAUGGUGCCGUUCGUGCUUCCAAACGUGUUACUUAUAGCUGAGAGUUCUACUAAAGAAGAAUUCAUAAAAUACAUACUACCAGUAUUAAAACCAGUGAUGUUAAUCCAAGAUCCCAUACAGAUACUCCUGAUAUUUAUGCAAAAGAUGGAGUUGCUGUUAAAACUGACGCCAGGGGAAGAAGUCAAAUCGGACAUUCUGCCAAUGUUGUAUCGAGCGUUGGAAUCGGAUGCUCAACAAAUACAAGAAUUGUGUCUCUCAGUUCUGCCUACAUUUGCAUCGUUGAUAGACUAUCCUGCGAUGAAGAAUGCGCUUUUGCCACGUAUCAAGAAGUUGUGCAUGACGACAAAUUACAUAUCAGUGAGAGUGAACUGUUUACUGUGUUUGGGCAAAUUGUUGGAGCAUUUGGAUAAAUGGUUGGUGUUGGAUGAGAUUAUUCCGUUUCUGCCGCAAAUACCGUCGAGGGAGCCGGCUGUGUUGAUGGGGAUUUUAGGUAUAUAUAAGUUAGCUCUAAGCCACUCCAAGCUCGGCAUCACAAAGGAAAUUAUGGCCACAAAAGUCCUACCGUUCCUGAUCCCUCUUUGCGUGGAGAACGGGCUCACGUUGAACCAGUUCAACGCUCUAGUAACUCUGGUGAAGCAGAUGAUUUCCAAGGUGGAGACGGAGCACAGAGCUAAACUAGAACAGCUUAACUCUAUACAGAAUGAGUCCAAAUCACUAGAACACAAUCUACCCUCAACAGCAGACACGCUGGUGUCUCCAGAAGCGGCUAAAACCUCCACGGACUUGGACAAGGUAUUCUCAGGGUUGAACAUGGACACAUUCUCCCAUAGCCAGCCUAAAGAAAAACCUGACAUAUUGCCGACGAUGAAUGAAAGCAGAAAUCUUAGUAUCGAAGAGAAACAGAGGAUAGCACAACAGCAAGAAACCGUCAGAAAGUUCUCACACCAACCCCAACCAACCGCAAUCCCAGCCCCACCCAAGCAAAUCCGCAAGCCAGUAGACCUCACCAACUCUCUUUUGCAAUCAAAUCUGAACCAAUUCCUAAAACCGACCAACCAACCAUCACAGCAAUCAACCAGCAACCAGAGCCUACCCACCACUACCAACCAAUACAACCCAACCGGGAUAACGCCGAACUAUAGUUAUCAAAACUUCGACAACCAGUUAGCAUUGACCUCUAACGCCUGGACUGCAUCUCCAGGGAAUUUCAACAAUAAAUGGGCGAAUAACCAGACAAGUCAAUCAAACGUGAAGCAAGAUUGGUCAGCUUUUGAAUCUCUUCUACCAACAGCAAAUAGUAAUCAAAAUACUAAUAAUAAUGUAAAGAAACUAACCGAUAAUGAGAUGAUGGAUCUUUUAAGUUAA